CUUGAGGAGGUUCGACACGACACCAUUGCUCCCGCCGAGGCAUCACGCGCCGGACGCUUGCCGGCUUUCAGAAAAAAAAAGCGAAUUUGUCGAUUCCAAAAAUUCAAAUUAGGAAUUCAAAAGCGAAUCGGAAAAUUUAGUUGUAAUUUUUAAAGAUGGCGAAUUAUCAAGUGUUAUUAUUAUUGUUCGCUGUUGUGAUCGCUUCGGGAGCUUCAAAUACACAUAUAUUCGGCGGUCGGUGUUCCCGACGGGAUCCCAACGUAGACGCUUGCUUACUCCGCAGUUUCAACUCACUCAUCGAGUACAUGAAGGGCGGAGCACCCGAACUAGGAAUUGAAGAGUCAGAGCCUAUCGUGAUCGAUGAGCUGUCAAUCGCUCUGGGAGGUGGGCCUGAUGGCUACCGCGCCAGUUUCAAAGACAUCCACGCGACAGGAGCCUCCAAUAUGACCAUCACUAAUGUCAGGUCGGACCUCGAGACGCACCAGUUCCAGCUGACGCUGUGGGGGCCGCACAUCAGCGCCCGCGCGCGCUACCGCUCCUCCGGCGUGCUGCUGCUCGUGCGGGCUUCAGGAGGCGGCGAGUACUGGGGGGAAUACGAGGGUGUGAAGGCUAAGGUAUAUUUCCGCGGAGAGCCGUUCACCCGCGACGGCCGCACCUACCUCAAGCUGCAGCAGUUGAAGCUCGACUUCUCCGUCAAGGACAUACAGAUGGGAGUCGAGAACUUGCAGAACAGCAACGCUGUGUUAGAGGCAGCCCUGAACCUGUUCAUCAACACCAACGCCCAGGAGUUGCUGAAGGAGAUGAAGCCGGAGCUGAAGAGAGACCUGGCGGAGAAGAUGUCGCGCUUCCUCGACAACAUACUGCAGAAGAUACCCUAUGACGACUGGAUCGUAGACUAGAAUAGCAAUAAAGGUUAAUUGUUAAAGUAAGGAAAAGAGAUAGGGUCGGUUUUCAUCAUUUAAAAAAAUCCUAAACGAGAUUUCAAAAAUUUUCAAAAAAGCAGAAAAGUCAAGGAAAAAUAUCUAAGACUUUGGAACUUUUCACAGUACCCCAGUGAGGUAGAAAUUUACUAAAACUAUACUCUAUGUAGAUGAUAUAUUUUGGUGCUAAAAUGACAAACUACACCAGUCCUUCUGUUUCUAAGAAGAAUCCAAGAAUGACAUAUCUUGCUUCUUUCAAUAUAAUAAUAAUUUAGUUCAUAGAGAAUUACACACACCGGUGGUUGAUACUUUUAUUAUGAUAGAAAAUACACAUCUUUUUGCAAAAAGUAUUUUCUAUGAUAAUAAUCGUAAAAUGUAGAUAUUAAGCUAUUUAUUUAGAGCUCCUGGUAGGAUAAGAAUAAAUUCGACCGUUAUGGAUGACUACUGUAUUAUUAAUUUACAUUAAUUUGUACAACUGUAAUAAAGAAUUUAAUUUAAAA
Molecule: messenger RNA, 1420 nt
Organism: Helicoverpa zea (corn earworm)
Lineage: Eukaryota; Metazoa; Arthropoda; Insecta; Lepidoptera; Noctuidae
Product: protein takeout
Exons: 6
Coding region: 156-899 (247 amino acids)
Source: RefSeq, a predicted model, not a curated record